AUGGUAAAGGGGCGAACGAUGCUCAACCUCGACACGGUGGAGUGGGGAUCUCUGUUUGUGGGGUGCGCGGGGGGCGGGGAUUCGCUGAUCACGCUGCCCGUGGAACAAGAGGCCGUCGAUCCCGAAUCGUACGAAUCGUUCAGUGUAGCCGUGGAGGGACUGAUGGGCGGGCAUUCGGGCAUCAACAUUCAGGAGGACCGAGGGAACGGAGUGAAGCUCUUGAUCCGAGUCCUGGAGGCUCUCUUGGAGGGGGUCCCGUCGCUGCGCCUGGUGGACCUGAGGGGGGGGGACAAGCACAACGCGAUCCCGAGGGAGGCGUUCGCGACCAUCCUGCUCCCGAAAGGAGACUCCGGUGCUCUUAAGGCUGCCGAAGAAAUCGCCGGGGCCAUUCUGGGCGACCUGAAGAUGGAGUUCGGCACGAAGGAGCCCUCCAUGGCCGUGCGGAUCCGAAAGGACGCUGACGCGGCGGCGGGAACAUGCCUCGGAGCCGGCGCGGCGCGGCGGCUCUUGUCGCUGUUGGAGCUGCUGCCUCACGGGGUGGUGAAGAUCUCGCACGAUGUUGAAGGGCUGGUGGAGACCUCGAGCAACCUGGCUUCCGUAACGCCUAUCGAAGGAGCUCAAGGUGGCGAUGCUGGAGGAAACGGCACGUACGAGAUCCUGUGCUCCACGAGGUCGUCGCUGAGCCCUCCCCUGGAGGCGGUCCGCCGUCGGAUAAAGACGGCGGCGGAGCUCUGCGGCGCCAGCAACGUGCUUCGACGGCAGGCGUACCCGGGCUGGCAGCCAAACCUGCAGUCCAACGUUCUCAAGGUUGCGCGGGAUGAACUGCGAGUCCUGCUAAACGGCGAAGAACCCGGCAUUGAAGCCCUGCACGCAGGCCUGGAAUGCGGCGUGAUUGGCGACAAGGCCCCUGGGAUGGACAUUGUGAGCUUCGGACCGACUAUCGACGGCGCCCACUCUCCGGACGAGCGGGUGAACAUUGCUUCGGUCGGCAAGUUCUGGCAGCUGGUUUUGGCCACCUUGGAAGGCCUAGCCGCCAAGCAGCAGUAGGGCAGAGCCGAGCCUCUCGGCCGUAGGCGGCAAUGAGGCACGCUGUCGACAGCGUUUUUUCUGUGGCAUGGCAUGCUCACGCCGAGGAGGCUGCUCAAGGAACCCCGAACGCGUUUUUUUUUUUUUUUUGCGUAGCCCGGGACGUGUGGAUCGGUGCUGCUUCUAGCGUGACGGUGUUGUUGUCAAGCCAUCGGGCUUUGGUCUUCGCGGCUGUAGAGGUGAACCUGUGAUCAUCAUUAAGAUUGCUGGCUCAUUCCCUUUGCUGAAGCGCCCUCGGUUGGGUAUUCCCAAUUUCGGGCGGGGCUUUGAUGGCAAGGGCAUAAGGUAGUAUAAGGGUGUUCCCCAUUAUCGAUCGGCUCGCUUUAUCAAUUGCAAAAAGCCUGCUUUGGUUUUGUUCGAUUGUUGCUUUUUCGCCGAAUCCUGUGAUGAUGGUGGGUGAACCCUGCGCGGCCUAGCCGGAAAAAUCGAGCGAGCGGUCGGCUCUUUGAACAUGCAACGGAGUUCGAGAAAGCCUCUCAUGGAAAACCGCAUGCAUGCAUGCGCGCAAGGGUUUGGUUUUGGUUUUGCAGACAGACGUGAGUGACUUCACGACGAGGCUCCUUCUCAAGACUGAGCGUCACUUCUGCCUUUUUUUGUGUAGCAUUGUUCUUUUAGACCUUUUUCGCUGUGUGUUCUCUAUCUGAUAAAGCAACGGUGGUUGCGGUUUGCUUGCGAAUGAAUGGCCAAGCGUGCACCCGACGUUCGUCAGAGUUUGGACGGUUGUUAAAUCGUGGUGGGAUCGGCAUUGUUCUCGUCGCAGCUACCGUAGUAUUUUGGGCGCCAGUCUACGCCCGCUUUGCUCGUUAAUGUUGGCAUCUGAU
This is a messenger RNA of Ectocarpus siliculosus, 1907 nucleotides long. The record is from the annotation of a GenBank genome assembly. NCBI's taxonomy places the organism in Eukaryota, Phaeophyceae, Ectocarpales, Ectocarpaceae.